Molecule: messenger RNA, 435 nt
Organism: Fonsecaea monophora
Lineage: Eukaryota; Fungi; Ascomycota; Eurotiomycetes; Chaetothyriales; Herpotrichiellaceae
Exons: 1
Coding region: 1-435 (144 amino acids)
Source: RefSeq, a predicted model, not a curated record
AUGCCUGACUUUUCAUACAUACGUGGAUGUGUGCCGGAUGCGGGAGUUCUAGAUGCCUCCAAUCCCUCAAACAUUUUCCUCAAACUUUGGAUCGACGGUGCGACAACUCUUGACGGAAUCGCCAACAAACCGUGGGUACCUGACGACAUCAACCACGCUGUCGACACGGAGAUCCUUGAUGGGGACAACGAUUUCCCAUAUGCAAUCUACAUGGCAGCCAGGUUGCGGCUCAAAGCUCGAAAAGAGUCCAAGUCCUUCAGAGACUCCUGCAACACAACUAAUCUACCGCCAACGAGUGCCACAGCGACAGAGGACGUAAAGAAGCUGCUUCUGCAGUUUGUGCACUUUGCGCACGUCCUGGGCAUCCAGCCCCUGAUGAAGGCGGUCAUGCACGCUCUAUGCAGCGCGGUCUAUCGCAGUCCCGAGGGACGCUGA